AUGCCCAGGAAGCUGCUGCUGCUGCCCCCGCUGUCCGCGUGCUCAGCUCUGCGCGUCCCGCGGGCCCGGCCCGCCGCCUCGCCGGCCAUGAACGCCGCCCGCACCGGCUACCGAGUGUUCUCGGCCAACUCCACGGCCGCCUGCACGGAGCUGGCCAAGCGCAUCACUGAGCGUCUUGGUGCUGAAUUGGGGAAGUCUGUUGUAUAUCAGGAGACCAAUGGAGAAACAAGAGUUGAAAUCAAAGAGUCUGUUCGUGGCCAAGAUAUUUUCAUUAUACAGACAAUACCCAGAGACGUGAACACGGCUGUGAUGGAACUGCUGAUCAUGGCGUAUGCACUGAAGACUGCCUGCGCCAGGAAUAUCAUCGGCGUCAUCCCCUACUUCCCCUACAGCAAGCAAAGCAAGAUGAGGAAGAGGGGCUCCAUUGUGUGCAAGCUCCUGGCAUCCAUGCUGGCAAAAGCUGGUCUAACUCACAUUAUCACUAUGGAUCUUCACCAAAAGGAGAUACAAGGCUUUUUCAGCUUUCCCGUGGACAACCUUAGAGCCUCACCUUUCCUGCUUCAGUAUAUCCAGGAAGAAAUUCCAAAUUACAGAAAUGCCGUCAUUGUAGCUAAAUCUCCUGAUGCUGCAAAGAGGGCUCAGUCCUAUGCUGAGAGACUCCGCCUGGGGCUGGCUGUGAUCCACGGAGAGGCUCAGUGUACAGAGCUCGACAUGGAUGACGGUCGGCACUCGCCCCCCAUGGUCAAGAACGCCACCGUGCACCCAGGCCUGGAGCUCCCGCUGAUGAUGGCCAAAGAGAAGCCACCAAUCACAGUGGUCGGAGACGUCGGGGGACGCAUUGCAAUUAUAGUGGAUGACAUCAUUGAUGAUGUGGAGAGCUUCGUUGCGGCUGCGGAGAUCCUGAAAGAGAGGGGUGCUUACAAGAUCUAUGUCAUGGCCACGCACGGCAUCCUGUCCGCUGAAGCCCCCCGGCUGAUCGAGGAAUCCCCCGUUGACGAGGUGGUGGUGACGAACACUGUCCCUCAUGAGCUUCAGAAGCUACAGUGUCCCAAGAUAAAGACUGUGGACAUCAGCUUGAUUCUUUCUGAGGCGAUUCGAAGAAUCCAUAACGGCGAGUCCAUGGCGUACCUUUUCCGGAACAUCACGGUGGAUGACUAGCUCAGAGCUGCCCUGACCUGCAGAGGACGACAUACACAGCGGCGUGUCAGCCUGCAAGUGUGCUGCAGUUAGGGAGUCUACCAGGCUGCUGAGUCCCUUCCUCCCCAUCGGCAGAACGCAGUACCUACCGGGAACAUGUUCUGCUGAAGAAGCAGGCAUCCAGUUGUAGACGGUUAACACCAUGCAGCCGACUGUGACUGAGUACGUGACACGGCCCUCCUGUCCCUGUCAUCAGCCUUGCUCCUUAUUUCUGAGCAGUUCCCAUGCCAGUUUGUUCACUAGUGUCUGCUCUGGGAAGGUAGGUGAAGCAUUGAGCUUAGUCAGGGAGCUGAGUGGCCCUGGCACUGACGUAUGCAGUGUCCUCUCCCUGGACAAGGUCAACUAAGUCUGUCAUAUAGAGAAUCACUUUUCUUUCAGAAACUGCUGUGCCUGCUGCCAUUGAACAGCGGAGUGUCCCUGCCCACCCUCACUGAGCUAGUCAGAUGAGAGAGUAGCACCCUGUCCCUCAGAACUGUGUCACUUGGAAGCUGCGAAUAAAAGUUUCUUGUCUCCCUCGU
Grammomys surdaster is the source of this 1715-nucleotide messenger RNA. RefSeq names its product phosphoribosyl pyrophosphate synthetase associated protein 1 (gene Prpsap1). Gene Ontology annotation, biological process: purine nucleotide biosynthetic process; 5-phosphoribose 1-diphosphate biosynthetic process. Gene Ontology annotation, molecular function: ribose phosphate diphosphokinase activity; magnesium ion binding. The coding region runs from base 1 to 1158 and encodes 385 amino acids. Gene Ontology annotation, cellular component: cytoplasm; ribose phosphate diphosphokinase complex. The transcript is spliced from 10 exons. Lineage: Eukaryota; Metazoa; Chordata; Mammalia; Rodentia; Muridae. The record is from RefSeq and is a predicted model, not a curated record.